Molecule: messenger RNA, 1572 nt
Organism: Dromaius novaehollandiae (emu)
Lineage: Eukaryota; Metazoa; Chordata; Aves; Casuariiformes; Dromaiidae
Gene: SERINC4
Product: serine incorporator 4
Exons: 11
Coding region: 1-1572 (523 amino acids)
Cellular component (GO): membrane
Source: RefSeq, a predicted model, not a curated record
AUGGCGGGCACUCGGGCACGCAGCCGCCUCCUGCACUUGCUCCUCUGCCAGCUGUGCUGCGGCUGCAGCCCCUGCAGCGGGCUGCGCGUGUCCACGGCCACCCGCCUGCUCUACACGCUCCUGCACGUCCUCGCCUCCGCCGUGUGCUGCCUCGCGCUGUCCCGCACCGUGGCCCAGGCCGUCCGGGAGAAGGUGCCCUUCUCGGCGGCGCUGUGCGAGCACCUGGCCGGCGGCACCGACUGCGAGCGCCUGGCGGGCUCCUCGGCCGUGUACCGGGUCUGCUUCGGCACCGCCUGCUUCCACCUGGCGCAGGCCGCCCUGCUGCUCAACGUGCGCUCCAGCACCGACUGCCGCGCUCAGCUGCACAACGGGUUCUGGCUCCCGAAGCUGCUGGUGCUGGUGGGGCUCUGUGCCGCCAGCUUCUUCAUCCCCGAGGACAACUUCAUCCCAGCCUGGCACUACGUGGGCGUCUGCGGGGGCUUCGCCUUCAUCCUGGUGCAGCUGGUGCUCAUCACCGCCUUCGCGCACACCUGGAACAAGAACUGGCUCACGGGCGCCGCGCAGGACAAGCGCUGGUACCUGGCCGUGCUGCUGGCCACGGCCGCCUUCUACACCCUCGCCUCCGCGGCCUUCUCCUUCCUCUACAAGUACUACACCCACCCGGCUGCCUGCCGCCUCAACAGCACCCUGCUCACCGUCAACGGCAGCCUCUGCGGCAUCAUGUCCUUCGUCUCCAUCACGCCCUGUGUGCGGCUCAAGCAGCCGCGGUCGGGGCUGCUGCAGGCCUCCAUCAUCAGCUGCUACGUGAUGUACCUCACCUUCUCCGCGCUCUCCAGCCGCCCCCCGGAGCGAGUGCUCUACCAGGGCCAGAACCUCACCGUCUGCUUCCCCGGCGUGCGGCAGGACGAGCUGCAGGCAGAGGACACCACCGUCGCCGUCCUGGGGGCUGCCAUCAUGUACGCCUGCGUGCUCUUCGCAUGCAAUGAAGUCUCCUACCUGGCCGAGGUGUUUGGGCCCCUCUGGAUGGUCAAAGUCUACAGCUUCGAGUUCAAAAAACCCUCCUGCUGCUUCUGCUGCCCGGAGAAGAUGGAGGAGGAGCUGCGAGGUGUGUGCAGCGGCAGCGGGAGCCGGCGGCGCGGGGGGCUCGGCACCCUGGGCGCCUGCCCCAGCCCGCGGCUGCCCUCACCCCGCUCUCCAGGGACCGAGCAGACGUGCGAGCACGCGGAGGAGCCCGCCGCCGCACCGUGCCUCUUCCAGGACGAGCGGGACCGGGUGGUCUACAGCUACUCAGCCUUCCACUUCGUCUUCUUCCUCGCCUCGCUCUACGUCAUGAUGACCCUCACCAACUGGUUCAGCUACGAGGACGCGGUGCUGGAGACCACCUUCACGCACGGCAGCUGGUCGACCUUCUGGGUGAAGGCGGCCUCGUGCUGGGCCUGCGUCCUGCUCUACCUGUGGCUGCUGCUGAGCCCCCUGUGCCUCCCGGGCUCGUCCCAGCGCCGGGGCGGCAGCCCGUCCCUGCGCGUGCUGCGACGACGACGCGCCCCGCAGCGCAUCAGCGUCUCCGCGUAG